This is a messenger RNA of Orbicella faveolata, 5642 nucleotides long. Its product is annotated as GTPase-activating protein and VPS9 domain-containing protein 1-like. The record is from RefSeq and is a predicted model, not a curated record. Gene Ontology annotation, biological process: vesicle-mediated transport; regulation of GTPase activity. Gene Ontology annotation, cellular component: endocytic vesicle; cytosol. Gene Ontology annotation, molecular function: small GTPase binding; guanyl-nucleotide exchange factor activity. Lineage: Eukaryota; Metazoa; Cnidaria; Anthozoa; Scleractinia; Merulinidae.
CCUAUAGGCACUGUCUAAAGAUGCAGAAAUGAAGCAGACAUGGCGGACGAUCAAACUUCAUGUUGGAGUCGCCUAUGGUAUCUUCAGGAACGUUUAAAGCAAGAACGGCUGUUUGUCAACAAAGAAAAAACUGAAAUAUCUAAUCUAAACAUAGAGAUACAGUCGAGCUGCGAAAGACUUUAUCACUUGUCAUGGAUUACCCGGCAACAGUGGAAAAUUGUACAAAGAGUACGGGCUUCACCUGAAGAUUGCAGCCAGGCGGUGAACAGGUUGGAUUCUGCCCGCUUUGUUGACGCUUCUAGACACCUUGGCUACUUAGAGUCAAAGUACUGGGAAUUUCUGAAAGGACUAAGGGAGAAUCCUGCCCUAGUGGCGUCGACUUUGACAUAUGCAGACAAAGUCAAUUUGGACACCUCUCAGCUGAUUCGUCUGUUGUUGAAUUCUCUGUAUGGAAACUGUUUGCUUCCGCAAGACGAGAGUUACGUUUUGCUGCUAAUGAAGCACCUCAUUGAGCUGAAAAUCACAGGAGACGAGCAGCCUGGAGAAUUCUUUAAGCAUAAAAGGAAUUCGUUUACGUCGUUGUUCGAGAUUUUAGUGGAGAGCUUGUUCUCUGCGAAGUUGUAUUUGACAGCGGCAUUGCACGCUCCUAUAAUGCAAGUUCUUUCGGAGGAUUCACUGCUUAAAAAGAGACUGCCUCUAAAGUGUACUAAAUUUGUUGAAAGCCUGAAAGCGAAACUCUACUGCUUCCCUCAAAGUUUACGCUGGUUAGUGUGUCAAUUUUCGAAACUUCUUUCUUCAACUGGUAAUGUCAACGACAAGGACGUGCGCUCGAUGGUGUUGAAAUUAUUGUUUGAUUUCCUUGUGUGUCCGGCCAUAAUAAGGCCCGAACAGUUUGGCAUCACCUCUGAUGUACAAAUCAGUGAAAUAGCCUCCCAGAACUUACAGCAGAUAGCUUCUUGUUUGCUCAAUUGUUGUUUCUCUGAAGGUGAUAAAAACCCAAGAUCAUCGCACAUGUUUUCGAGAAUUGAUACACAUUGUGUGGCAUCGUUUUUAGAUGCCAUAUUACAAAGCCAGGAAGAAAUUUCAGAUGUUCCAAUCCAGCAGUCACUUCCUGGCCUUUGCCGUAACUCAGUUCUUAUAACUGAAAAUGAGCUGCACUCCUUGACAAGCUUUCUAAGGAUGGUUGAUCACAGUGAAGAUCACAGAGACAUUGUCAACAAUAAAGAAUUAAAAGAGUUACUGGAUAACCUGCCACCCCAACCUGACCCCCCAGAACCCUCAACCCCGGAGGUGUCAAAAGAUGUUUGUCCUGCACCUUCCAACCUUGAUUCUCAAACAGGUAGUCCAAAAACACCCAAAAAACGACGCCCCUUUAAAGGCAAGAAAGAAAAGGAACCUCGCAAGCAAAGUCUGGGUGAGGCUCAAUCCACAGAAAUUGAACCAGCUAAGGUGAUCAAGCAGUUUAAUCCUUUAGCGGUUGUCAGCAAAUCAGAGGAGUUCAAAAUGGAGUUUCUCAGAAGAAUACCACUGAUGUUGCAGGAGGAUGAAGAUGUUUUAGUGAUUUCUCUGGGUUAUUCUGCAAUUGAAUGUCCUGGCAUGGAGUCUGAGGAAAAGGUACUUGGCAUCAAAAAGCCAAAGAAUGAGGCAGAUUCUAGCAAAAGUUUCAGACCAAGAAGUAGCUCUUCCACGUUCUAUAAGCACCUUUUUCCUGAAAAGCCAGUGACAAAGGAAGAUCAUUCUAAUGAUAAAAGCAGUGAUGAAGACACACAAAAUGGUAAUGAUCCAACAACUGAUCCUGGUAAUCUUCAGCCAGCUACAUGUGACAUUGAUUCAAGUCAUGGUGAUCACAUUGCUGAUUAAAUAGGACUUGAUAAAGAGGUUACACCUGGAACAGAUUGCAUUGAUUUCCUACACAGCAAUUCAGAGACAAAUACAUGUACGCAUGCAACACAAGAUGUUGAAGCAAAAGGAAAUGCAGAAAUUGGACACCCUGACAAUGUUGAUCUAAUUGAUUUUGGAAGUGACAGUCCACCUCCUCUCCCUUCAGUUCCUGGAGAUGCAAUUGAUAACCAAGCUGUGAAGAGACAGUCACCCAUUGCCUUUGAUCACCAGGUGGCUGGAAACCGAGACAGUGCCAUUAGUAGUGGUGGCAGCACACGUACAAGCUGCAUCAGUAGUACAAGCACUCGGAGCAGUGGAAUUGAAUUCACUAAAGAUUGCAUCGUAGUUGACAGUGGCCAUGGUGAUAUUGCAGAAGAGGGUUCUGAAUCGGAUCUCUCUGGCCUUGAACACUUAGCUGCACCUGAUGAUAAUUUUAGAAAGCGCACAAGUGUUAUAAAUGACCAGGAAAAAAGACAAAGUAAGCUUAGCAGUCGUGGAAGCACAAGUAGUGGAACAAUCACUGGCUUUCAAGGAGAGGGUUCCAACCGUGACAGCCAAGCAAGCUUCUUGAGUUUCGAUGCAGAGUUUCCACCUCGAAGUGGAUCUUCUAGUACAGCUGAUGAUGAACAUGAGUGGCCACCUAGAGAGAAGAAGCCCUCUCGUGGAUCUUCAUUAAGACGGCAUUUCAGAGGGAGGAAAAAGACCAAAGGAAAGGGUUCUUUUGAUGGUGAGGAUAAUCUGAAUGACGAGCAAAGUGGGAAGAAAGAGAAAGGAUUCUUUGGAAUGAUCAGGACAGGACUCUCUAAAGACAAGAUGAAGGCAAGUGGAUCAAAAGUGUACAAGGAAUUGGCAGAGAAAACACUUGAUGCUUUUGAUAUCACUGACAGGAUGGCACACCCUGAGGUGGAGGAAAAAACACCCAAAGACAUUGUAUCAGACCUUGAUAAAAUAUUAGAAAAAUACAAGAACAAGGCACAUGCUCAAGGUGGAGAAAGUAAAUUGGAUGAAGUUCAAGAUGAAAACGAUAAUGACCAAAGUGAGGAAGAUGACGAUGUUGUUGAUGAAGAUGAGAAGUUUGAAAACUCUAAGAGGAAACUUAGACUGGUGCUCUGUCAAGCUGACUUCCAGAAUCUUCCACUGCUUCAUCCUGACAAUAGAUUGCCAGAAAAAAGGGCAUAUGCCAAAAAACCUGGCGGGGAGCUGCUUACAUUCCUCCAUGUGCAACUUGCUGAGGCAAUUAAUCUUCAGGACAGAUCCCUGUCUGCUCAGUUACACGAGACAAUAAGAAGUGUCAAAGACCUCCAACCUGGAAGCUUUGCUAAACUGUUAGAAUCCUUAGAGGAGGAGUACAAGGCACGCACUCCAUACCUCGCCUACCUGGUCAAUGCACAUCAAGGCCUACUGGCAACGCAUGCUCACUUGGAGAGAUUAGUCGAAAGGAUAGAAAGGGACAAAAUUAUCUGCCAAAACUACUUAAUCAUGAACUGUGUAAAGCUGUUUCUGGAGCCAAAGGAGAAAGAAGAGAUCAAUAAAUUCAGCUCUGAAUUUCAAGCCUCACCUACACCAGAUGACAAGUGUGCGUUACUUGAGGAUUUUUUGAAAACAUUAGCUGAAGAGAUGGAAAGACAUCCAAUCUGGUCAGGUGUCAGUGAGGAGCAAUUCCAGGACACUUUAGAAGCAACUGAACGAGCCAUCAUGAGCAGUAUCUACAAAUGUGCCUUUUACCCGAAUGGCGAGAUUGACAUGGAAAGAGAUAGAACAUUUCAUGAGCACGUGAACAAUCUACAGAGGGUUAUUCACCCUAACCACAAGGCUGUGCGAGUGCCCAAGAAAUAUCGCAAAGAAGCACCCUGGGAAUCAGCUCAGAAGGAACUGCUAGCAAUCAAUGCUUACAAGACGCCCACGGACAAACUAAAGUGUGUGAGGCGGUGUUGCGGUACCAUUAUGAACUUGCUGUGUUUGGCAAGCGAGACGAGUGCACCUGGGGCCGAUGAAUUCGUGCCUGUUUUGGUGUACGUGGUGAUUCACGCCAAUCCUCCAGGCCUGCUAUCCACCAUGCAAUAUGUCACUAACUUCUAUGACAAGAGGCUCAGUGGCGAGGAAGCUUAUUAUUGGAUGCAAUUUUGUGCAGCCAUUGCGUUCAUCAAAACAUUAAGGUCUGGCUCCAACUGAACGCUGACAAGUUCAGUCGUUAGCGAAGGGUUCGCCGCAAUUCAAAUGUUUGACCAAAUUCGAGGCGUGCGUCUUGAUGGUUAAUUUCGUCUGAAAUAUUUCGAUCACUUUUUAUUUGCAAUUAAGGAGCUUUUACGAUCUUCGAAUUGAAGGAAACCUCUAGAUAAUAGAAUACUUGGUCAAGAAACGACCAAAGAAAACAUAAGUACAUCUAGAUUAAGAAGCGAUAUACAUAUAGUGUUCGGAAGAAUGAUUUGUAAAAGAGUCAAGGACCUCUAAACAAUAACAAAUCAUUCAUCUUGCUCGUACGCCACAGGAGACUACAUUAUCAAUGUCUUGGUGGUGAACUCGAGACGUUACUGAACGAGAAAGAUUCAGAAACAAACGCGAGAAAGAACUGAUGAGGGAGGACUUAGUUCCAGGGGAUGAGGGAAAAUCACCUUGUUCCUCCUUCCAUCAGAUACUGGAACGAACUACCCUCAUCUUGUCAGCCUGUGAAAACUUAAAUAAUUUUGUCUAACAACAUCAAAAAGUCAAGGGAUGUCAAAGGACAAAAUGUAGCAAUUGGGCUACUUAAGGGGUGGGAGAGGGUGGGUAUACAGGGAUCAAGCUACUUUGCGGUUUACUUGGAAAGUAUACACUGACUGUGAAAAGAAACUUAAUCCGAUUUGCAUGGAAAUCUAAUUUAGCUGACUGGAAGAAAAAGCUUAUAAUUAUCUUUGAAAUUAUGGUCUGAAUGACCACCACUAAACAAAUGGUCUCCUAGACUUUGGGGUGGCUAAUGUAAGUCACAUUUGUUUGAUUUAAACGAAAAUGUACAGUAAUAAUUCUUUGCUGUAUUCGCUGUUGAGGGAAUAACAGUUAAAUCAGCCUAGGUAUUUUUUCAGGAUGAAAGGAAAAGUGUGCACAUCUAAUUUGAAACAAUUUGCUUAUUACAAGUUAAUUACAUCUGGAAACGUUGGGCUGCUGUUUCUUUUCUAAGGAGCCAUUGAGAGAAAAUUGUCUUGCUUUAAAUGCCAUGAUUUUCACAAUGUAACAAAAAAUACAACAGUACUGUCGCGGCUUCCUGGGGCUUAUCAGUGCAGUGCUGAGACUAGGUUGGAGGUUUGGCUUGAUCUUGUUGAGCACUCUAACUAGGGUGUACCAUUGCCGCUGGCCUUUGUACAAUAAGCUGACUAAUUCGCUAGUUUGAGCACUCUUGGCAUGGUAUUGAUGAUACCACAAGUGUGGGAUCAUCAGAGGUGACUGGCUGUCUAGCCAAACCUCCACCUUAGUUUCGGCACUGCACUGACGAGGCCCAGAAGGCCGAAACAGUACUGUCUACAGUUUUAUCUAAAGAUGUAGAUUUUUUAUAAUGGUUUAGUUUUUGACUGUGUUAUUAGGAGUUUAACUCCUGGGUUUAGUGGCGCUAAUGUGUAAGGAUUGGACAAAAUAUAUUUUCUUUUUUGAAAUCACUAUAUGAAUUAAAUGCAUAUUUUUUUCCUUUGAUGAUUUUAGCGAUUAGUUUUGAUAUCCUUAAUUUUCAGUUUUUGUCACUGUUGUAAGAUACAAUUUCGAAGCAGCUGUGUUUCUGCAAACCAGGCUUCAAA